AUGAAAGAUCUCCUCACCCUUCUGCUGUGCUCCAAUGCAAGUGGAGACUUCAAAGCGAAGCUGCUUCUUGUUUAUCAUUCUGUAAACCCUGGGGUAUUCAAGAAGAAUAAUGUGGUCAAGACUAGGCUACCAGUAUUGUGGAAGUCGAACUCCAAGGCAUGGGUGACCAGAAUUAUUUUUAAGGAGUGGCUGCAUGAGGUAUUUGCCCCCAGCGUUAAGGCUUAUCUACAGGAGAAGGGCCUCCCUGUGAGGUGCCUUCUUCUGAUGGAUAAUGCUCCUGCCCACCCUCCAAGUUUGGCUGAUAACAUGGAUGAGGAUAUGGACUUUAUUCAAGUAAAGUUCCUACCACCCAAUACCACCCCACUUAUACAGCCUAUGGACCAGCAAGUGAUUGCCAACUUCAAGAGGCUCUUCACCAAAGCACUGUUUAGUAGGUGCUUUCAGGUGACCAACGACACUGAUCUCACCCUUAGGGAUUUUUGGAAGAACCAUUUCAACAUCUUCCACUGCAUUAACCUCAUUGAUAAGGCGUGGAAUGAAGUAACUUAUAGGACCCUUAAGGCAUGUUGGAGGAAGUUGUGGCCUGAAUGUGUCCCAGAGCGAGACUUUGAGGGGUUUGGAGAAGAGACUGGAGCACCUGAGGUUGAAGAGAUCGUGUCCAUAGGGAAGACAUUGGGCCUAGAAGUGAACGAGGAGGACGUUGAGGAGCUACUUGUUGACCACAAGGAGGAUUUAAACACCACCGAGCUGCAAGAGCUGCAGAAUGAACAGCAGAAGACCCUAGCUGAGGAGCAUUCUUCACAUUCAGAGGAUGAGGAAAGGGAGGAGGUUGUUCCCAGUGAAGUGAUUCAUGAGGUCUUGGCAAAGUGGAAUGAUGUGCAAGAGUUUAUUAAAAAAGCACCAUUCAAACAAAACAGUGGCCAUAAGAACAGUGAAUUUGAUUAA
Molecule: messenger RNA, 945 nt
Organism: Portunus trituberculatus (swimming crab)
Lineage: Eukaryota; Metazoa; Arthropoda; Malacostraca; Decapoda; Portunidae
Product: tigger transposable element-derived protein 1-like
Exons: 1
Coding region: 1-945 (314 amino acids)
Cellular component (GO): nucleus
Molecular function (GO): DNA binding
Source: RefSeq, a predicted model, not a curated record